Messenger RNA from Onthophagus taurus, 863 nucleotides. RefSeq names its product NUBP iron-sulfur cluster assembly factor 2 (gene Nubp2). Gene Ontology annotation, biological process: iron-sulfur cluster assembly. NCBI's taxonomy places the organism in Eukaryota, Metazoa, Arthropoda, Insecta, Coleoptera, Scarabaeidae. The record is from RefSeq and is a predicted model, not a curated record. Gene Ontology annotation, cellular component: cytosol. Gene Ontology annotation, molecular function: ATP-dependent FeS chaperone activity; 4 iron, 4 sulfur cluster binding; ATP binding.
GUUUAAUGUCACCCUUGUCAAGAAAAGUUAUUAAAUAAAUUUUAACAAAUAAAUAUGUUAGAUAAAGUAAAAAACAUUAUUUUAGUUUUAUCUGGUAAAGGGGGUGUUGGUAAAUCAACCGUAAGCACUCAAUUAGCUUUGACUUUGAAAGAGAGAGGUUAUAAAGUGGGGUUGUUAGACAUCGAUUUAUGCGGUCCAAGCAUUCCAUAUUUACUCCAAUUAGAAGAUAAGGACGUUCAUCAAUGCCCAGAAGGCUGGGUUCCUGUAUACACCGAUUUAGAUCAAAAACUUGCUGUGAUGUCGAUUGGGUUUCUAUUAAAUAAUCGGAAUAGUGCCGUGGUGUGGAGGGGGCCAAAAAAAACCGGGAUGGUGCGGCAAUUUUUGAACGAUGUUUAUUGGGGCGAAUUGGAUUAUUUAAUUAUUGAUACACCACCGGGAACUUCCGAUGAACAUAUAACGGUCAUGGAAAAUCUCCGAACGUUAAAAUGUAAUGGUGCAGUUAUCGUAACAUCCCCCCAAGAAGUUGCAAUUGAAGAUGUGAGAAAAGAGAUAUCGUUUUGCAAAAAAACCGGGAUCCCUAUUAUCGGAAUCAUUGAAAAUAUGAGCGGAUUCGUUUGCCCCAAUUGUACGGAAUGCACCAAUAUUUUUAGUACAGGGGGUGGAAAAGCGUUAGCUGAAAUCGUUCAAGUUCCAUAUUUAGGAUCGUUACCGAUUGACCCAAAAAUGAGUGACUUACUCGGAAAAUCUUGCGUGAUUGAACAUCCAAAUUCAAAAACAUCUAUUGCUUUUAACUCAAUUGUUGAUGAAAUUGUUAAAUGUUAAUUAAUUAAUAAAUAUUUAAAAAAAAUUUUUUGAGGGUAGAA